This is a messenger RNA of Zingiber officinale, 948 nucleotides long. Its product is annotated as peptide methionine sulfoxide reductase-like. The coding region runs from base 52 to 636 and encodes 194 amino acids. Gene Ontology annotation, molecular function: peptide-methionine (S)-S-oxide reductase activity. The transcript is spliced from 2 exons. The record is from RefSeq and is a predicted model, not a curated record. NCBI's taxonomy places the organism in Eukaryota, Viridiplantae, Streptophyta, Magnoliopsida, Zingiberales, Zingiberaceae.
CAUUCCAAUUAAUCCUCCGGCCUCCUCCCUUCCGGAGAAAGAAAGGGCGGAAUGGCUGCGACGACGGCUGAGCAAGCAGCGGCGAACCCUGCCUUGGCGCCGGACGUGGAGUCGCCGGCGCAGCCCGGCCUGGAUCUGGCGCAGUUCGCGGCGGGAUGCUUCUGGAGCGUGGAGCUCGCUUUCCAGCGCUUGGAGGGCGUGGUCAAGACCGAGGUGGGUUACUGCCAGGGCCACCUCCCCGAUCCCACCUACAAAGACGUCUGCGGCGACAACACCGGCCACGCCGAAGUGGUCCGCGUCCACUUCGACCCAGCGGUCUGUCCCUACUCCAACCUCCUCGCCCUUUUCUGGUCUCGCCAUGAUCCCACCACGCUCAAUCGCCAGGGAAUCGAUGUAGGCACCCAGUAUCGGUCAGGGAUAUAUUACUACAAUGAGGAGCAAGCUAAAUUUGCAAGGGAAUCUUUGGAGCAAAAACAAACGCAACUGGAGAAUGAGAUUGUGACAGAGAUUCUUCCAGCAAAGAAGUUUUACAAAGCAGAAGAAUACCAUCAGCAGUACUUGGAGAAGGGUGGUAAAGAAGGAGCAAAGCAAUCUGCUAGAAAAGGGUGCAAUGACCCGAUUAGAUGCUACGGUUGAUGACCAACAUGGAAUGGUUAAGUUUGGUAUGGUCUUCUACCCAUAUCAUCCUAUAGAAUUGAUCCUGAUUGAUCGCUAUCUUUAAUAAAAUAAAGCAUGCAAUUUUUCAUUUAUUAGUUUGAAUUUUGGUAAGUGGAUAGUGCUUGAUGAGUUAAGUGCUCUAGUUUCAUUACUUUGUUUUACUACUUUGAAGAUCUUUCUUAUGCAAAGAGUUGAAAGAACAAAAGUUCCUUCUGGUUGCUGGUACAUGCUACUCUUUAUUUUCAUUUAAAAGAGGAGAGCAAUGCAUAUGGUCUCUAGUUUUUUGCAUUA